CGGGGCGGCGGGGCCGCGCCGCGCCUUCGCCCUUGGCCAGCGCCCCGGCCAGCCUCAUGCAGCCCCCGCGCUCGCGGCCGCAGCUGCCCGGCUGCCCGGGGCAGGUCCAGGACCGGAGCCGACCCACCCAGCGCCUGAGCGCGGGCGGCGGGAUGCUCCGCGUGGCCUGAGAGCGCGCCCGGUGCCCCGGCGGGAGCAGGAGGCGGCCCGAGCCGGGAGCUCCCGGGAGCGCAGGGCGCCCCACGCCGCAGCCUCAACCGCACGCGCCGGCGCCCGCCUGUCCGCCCGGUCCGGAGGCCCAGCCCUGCCCGUGUCCAGCGCCGGAGCGCCGCGGGGCCGCCAGCCAGCCGCUCGUCUGGGCGUCAGGGGCAUGGAGGAUCGGCGGGCUCGGAGCCGCGCCCCUGAGUCCGCGAAACUUCCGAGCCGGCGCCCGUCCGCGCCGCUGCCGCCGCCGCCGCUUCGCCUGCCGGCCUGAGAGCAGGACCAUGGAUGAAAGGUUCAACAAGUGGCUGCUGACGCCGGUGCUCACUCUCCUCUUCGUGGUCAUCAUGUACCAGUACGUGUCCCCCUCCUGCACCAGCUCCUGCGCCAACUUCGGGGAGCCGCCCCGCGCGGGGGAGGCCGGCCAGCCCGCCGCCGCCCCCAGUGCCGCCCGCCGGGCACAGGCGCCGCUCCAGGACCGGGAGCGGCGGCCCCAGCUGCCCCCGCCACCCCGGGGACCGCCGGAGGGGGCUCGGGGCGCUGUGGCGCCGGAAGACGAGGACGAGGAGCCUGGGGACCCGGAGGAGGACGGGGAGACAGAGGAGGAAGAGGAGCCGGACCCCGAGGCCCCGGACAACGGCUCCCUGCCCCGGUUCGUGCCGCGCUUCAACUUCACCCUGAAGGACCUGACCCGCUUCGUGGAUUUCAACAUCAAAGGGCGCGACGUGAUCGUGUUCCUGCACAUCCAGAAGACCGGGGGCACCACGUUCGGCCGGCACCUGGUGAAGAACAUCCGCCUGGAGCAGCCCUGUAGCUGCAAAGCGGGCCAGAAGAAGUGCACCUGCCACCGGCCCGGCAAGAAGGAGACCUGGCUCUUUUCGCGCUUCUCCACCGGCUGGAGCUGCGGGCUGCACGCCGACUGGACGGAGCUCACCAACUGCGUGCCGGCCAUCAUGGAGAAGAAAGACUUUCCCCGCAACCACAGCCACACCAGGAAUUUCUAUUACAUCACCAUGUUGCGUGAUCCGGUGUCCCGUUACCUGAGCGAGUGGAAACACGUCCAGAGAGGGGCUACGUGGAAAACCUCCCUCCACAUGUGUGAUGGGAGAAGCCCCACCCCCGAUGAGCUUCCCACCUGCUACCCCGGGGACGACUGGUCUGGGGUUAGCUUGCGGGAGUUCAUGGACUGCACCUACAACCUGGCUAACAACCGCCAGGUCCGCAUGCUGGCGGACCUCAGCCUGGUGGGCUGCUACAACUUGACUUUCAUGAACGAGAGCGAAAGGAACACUAUUCUGCUGCAGAGCGCAAAGAACAACCUGAAGAACAUGGCCUUCUUUGGGCUCACGGAAUUCCAGAGGAAGACACAGUUUCUCUUCGAGAGGACAUUCAACCUCAAGUUCAUCUCCCCCUUCACACAGUUCAACAUCACGCGGGCUUCCAACGUGGAGAUCAAUGAGGGUGCUCGCCAGCGCAUUGAGGAGCUGAACUUCCUGGACAUGCAGCUUUACGAGUACGCGAAAGAUCUCUUCCAGCAGCGCUACCACCACACCAAGCAGCUGGAGCACCAGAGGGAACGGCAGAAAAGGAGGGAGGAGCGGAGGCUGCAGCGGGAGUCCAGGGGCCACCGGUGGCCCAAAGAGGAUGGGAACCCAGAAGGGGCAGUCACCGAGGACUACAACAGCCAGACUUCACCUGUUGCUGGACUGUGGCUACAGCUGGAGAAUCCGUCUAGACUCACAAGGGUGUCCAACCUGUGACCCGUGGGCUGCAUACAGCCCAGGAUAGCUAUGAAUGUGGACCAACACAAAAUAGUAAAUUUACUUAAAACAAUAAGAGAUUUUUUUCCAUUAGUGUUUAUGUUUUUAAUGUGUGGCCCGAGGCAACUCUUCUUCCAGUGUGGCCCAGAGAUGCCAUAAGUUUGGUCACCCCGGUAGAGUGUACGAAACCGAACCAAAAAAAGCACUGCAUUGCCGAGUGUUUCUUCUUUUCACCUUUUCCCAGUCACCACUACAAUAAUACAGAGUGUUUUUUAAUAAUAAGGGGAGACAAAUGGAGAGGAAAUAGACAGCCUUGCCUACCCUUCAGUAGGAGGGUCAGAGUGAGUGAAAGUUUCACAACAGAUUGAUCUGAUCAAUCCCCUCAAGGAGCUGAAGGCAAAACGAGUGAAACUCCUAAAUCAGGUUGAAAAGCCUAUUUCAUUGAUAUCCAGCGUGUUUGAUGUUUAAGCCAGCUUUGUAUAAGCCACAUCUCAGCCUCCAGAACACUCUCUCUGGGCUUGAGAGUCAAUCAACCCACUGGCAUUCACGGAGUGCCUGCCCACACGGAGGCACUCUCACCGAGGCCUGGGGCCUCCAUCAGAGAGAGACCUGGGGAAGUUGCUUAGGGACUUCUCUCACUACCCUUGGCGUCAUCUGUCAUGUGAGGGGAAGGCAUUAUUGGGGACCUCCCUUUUGCCAGGAACUGUGGGAGGCCCUUGUCCUACUUUAAAUCUAUUCACCACCAGUUAGAUUUUAUUAGUCCCAAUUUCAUAGAUGAGUAAAGGGAAACCCACAGACAAUAAGGAGUUUCUCAUGAAUCGUGCACUAGGUCUGGCUGACUGCAAAGUACAAGCUCUUUUUGCUCCAUCAUGGUUUCCACCUGGGAUGAAAGCUUCCUGCCAAGCAUGCAAGAAUCCAGCCGCUAUUGCCCAGAAACAUAUGUCUCUGCCCCAUAUGGAUGGCACAACUGGGACAGCACCAAGUUGGCAGUGACCCAGCGCCAUCCGGCAUUGGGUGAGUUCAGCCCUUUCCAUGUCACCGACCAAUCGAUGAGCUCGGAGACUGGUGAUUUUUUAGGCAAUCGUACUUUUGAGCUAUACAUAAAGGUGAGUUAAAGGGGCCAAGUACAUACAGGGUCUGACACAAAUAAUGCCCCCUUUUAAUUACAAAAUCUUCUGUUAUGAAAUCACAAGCAUGUCAUUCUGGACCAUAACAAUAUCACACUCAAGCACAUCAUAGGACAUUUUAGGCGAAAUGUUCAAAUGAAAACUAUAAGUUAUUACACUCAUAUGUUGACCCUACCAACCACACUCCAGCAGGCUUUACUUCUGCCAGACCCUGUAUUUCUUGUUGGUUGGUAGAGAUUAGGCUCACAAAACAUUAAUGUUUCCUUUUCCAGUGAUUUGUUCCUAAGGUAGGGAUGGAAGGAAGAUUGCAGCUGGGAUUAAUGGGGAGCUCUUUCUCUCUGUCUUCACAUUUAGAUGCCAGGAUCUAAUAUUCUGCCUAGGAUGGCAAGACUGCAAAUUAUCCCUCCGGCUUCCAUCGUGACACACACGCACAUACGUGUGCCCACAUCCACACAUGUGUGCCCACACCCACACAUGCACGCACCACCAUGAUAAUCCAGUACUUUGUCAUGUGGGAAAUCAAAACAAGUUAGAAAGCAUUCAGAUAGUUUCUUUUAAACUCACUUUAAAUUUUUGGCAGGGAAUGUGUGCAUAGCUGAGACUUGGAGGCAGCCUCUGAUAACUUCACACUAUUCCUGAGGUACCUCGGGAUUUAUAUCAAAAGCCUAUCCGUGGCCUUGCUGCUAAAGGCGUGAUGUACGGUGCUCCACUGGAGACCAGAUAUCAGGAUGUUAGAGGAGAAACCAUCUCUUCUCCUUGGCCCGAGGCCGGUGCUGAGCAAAUUAAAAAGACCGACAAGGGCUUUCUCCUCAUGUCAUUUCACUCUAAAGCAGCACACUUGUCAUGUCCCCGGGGUUCUGUGUUGAUGGAAACGAAGAGGUAGGCAUGCAGUUUGUUCUCCGAAAGUUGACUGCACACCCACCUGCUGAAUGGAGCUCAGGGACGCGAUGCCAGCAGAAGGCAUCUGGGCCUAAGGGUCUGUGGGAAGUUGUCAGCUUUACUCCCAAACGAAAGUGAUUCCAGAUACAUUAGCGUUAAAAGCCCAAGAAGAGAGAAACAAUGUUCCCCAGGGACUUCCACUCCUACUUACUCCUGUAAAUCCCAAGUAGAUAUUCCUUUCCUUCUCUGGACAAGGGCAGCCCAGGAACCAGACUGGGAUGAGGUUUCUCCGUACCUGUGUGUGUAUGUUCAAGUUAUUAUUAUUAUUAUUAUUACUACUACUGACUGAGAUACAUAAUGUCUAUUCUGACUCAUUUACUGGCAGCUCCCUCUUGGUAACUGAAGAAAACACUAAGAAUUAUUUGGAUUCCCUUUCUAAUAAUUAAUAACAUUAGCAAUUAGCUUGAGACAACAGUUAAGGGUAUCAUGUGUGCUGUAUUAAAAUGUAUUUUUAUCAGCUAAAGGAGGUAACUGUGAUAAAUAAUUCAGCCAAAGGUUUGAAAUACACAAAUUUGUUCAAAAGUCAUUAGAGAGAUAGUAUAAAUAUGGCAGAGAAGGUCUAUCAGCUAGACCUAAGGAGGUCAGCAUAGAUCCAAAAAAAAUAAACAUAAGUGUAAAAUCAGCCAUUUGGCUGAUUUAACCAACAAACUCAAAAUGAUAGUGAUUUCAAUAAGAUUGAAGAAUUGUUCUCAAGAGACAAACUGAUGUAUAACUAUAGUGUGUGACGUUACCGGAAGCCAGCACCCUCUCCUGUUGCUUUUUCAUCCUAAUGUGCAGCUUCCACCUCAUGGCCCAAAACAACUGCUUCAGCUCCUGCCAUCUCAUCUACAUUUAGGACAGCAGAGAGGCAAUGGAUGGAAGUUGCACUUUUAGUCAUAUGUUGUGGGCUAGCACCUAGCUAUUAGCUACAUUUAGCAGCAAAGAAAAUCAGAAAAUGUCUUUAUUAUUGGUUGCCAUGUGCCUUGAUAAAUAUGAAGGUCCUAUCAUUAAAGACACAAUGUAAAAAUUAAUACUGAUAAAACUAUUAGUUUCUGACACAAAAGGGAAUUUUAAAAUAGUUCAAAUGAUUUUCCAUGUCACCUAUGUUGUCAUAUGUUUUACAAUGGAUAAGAUUAAAAUCCGUAACUUUAUAUAGCAUUUAAUGCUUUUUAAAAACAUUUUUACACUUAGUAUCUCAUUGCUUUUCACUGUAUCCUUCUAUGUCAAAUAGAACCUCUAUUCAUUACCCAUUAGAUAGUGCGAUGUGGAAAUUCAGAGAUGUAGAAAGAUUCCCCAAAGAGUCUCAUUUACUAACAAGAAAAGCUGCUCAGAGUCCACUCUCAUGACUUUCUAGCCUUUCCUACUACUUUACACUGCUCAGCCUCGGUACUGAGUUUGGGAAUUGAAAAAAUGUGGACCUAACUCCUUAUUGAUUUACAUCUCUCCUUACCCUUUCAUGGAACUGCCGUGACUUGGGUGAUGCCGAGGAGACUGGCCGACUGGUCAGGCCCUGCUUCUAGUGAGGGAGCCUGUUACCGGGAGUGAAAUGGCAAACGAUUGGCAAUAUCACGGGGGCUGCCGCAAAGCCCAGACAUUCCCACGGCUCCUGUGGGAUGUCCACCCCAUCCAAUCCAAAAACUUCUCAACAGGAUGCCAAGGGGAUGUGCUUGUACCUCCUCAGGGAAGCUCAGGGUUAGAAAGAUGAAAAAUCAGUAGCAGCUUGAAUAGUGAAGCUUAGGGGGUGAUUAGUACAACCCCUUCGUUAACAAUUUCCCUUCCUCUCUACCUCUUCCCCAGAAUUUUUAUCAGCCACUAAUUUCUUUGGUUUUUAAAGUGGUUUUUUUUUUGGGGGGGGGGGGUGUUAAAUGACUUUCUCUGCACAUUUGCUAGAGAGAGGAAAUGCCUUCAGCUGUCAUGAGUUAACACCUUCGCACAAAGUUUAUCUGAUUUCGUCCCAACCAUGACCUCUUGCUGAGAGGAAGGUCCUAUAAAAUGAAUCACACUGCGGCACAGGAUAGGCAGAGUAGGCAUAACCACAGGAAAAAAAUAGAGCUCAUAAAAAGGGAGAAGAUUGUGUACAGGUGGAAAGAUGAGGAAUUAAAUGUGUGCCAGAAAAUACUGCAACAUAGAGAAUGGCUGAUGUACAGCUCCUGUCCUCAAGAACAAGGGCAGGCUGGGGACUAAUUCUUUUGGCUCAUGAGACAGGACAAGAGCACGGGGACAGUUCUGGGGACUGUCCCCAGAAAGGAAGGCUGAGUGAGUAGGGCAAGUCGGCUCAAAGAGAAAGCUGGGUGGGACUUAACAAUACCCUGAUCUGAUCACAGCUGUGUCUCCAAGGCUUUUCCUUUCCCAUAGUUGCUGCACCCCACAGGCCUCAGGAACCCCGACUCGAAGCCUCCGGGCUGGUGGCUACCAAGGCGGGUUGAGUCUGAGGACUCAGCGCCUGCAGAGGUUCUUUCUCCAAGACACUUCCCGCUCUCUUCUUUUUGAAUCCCCUUCCUCCAUAUCUACUGGACAUAACCCUGUUGUUCUCUGACCACAUUUACCUGGACUCAUGUGAACUGAUUCCCUAAAACUUCGAGUCAGCCCUUUUGGGCAAGUGGGUGGGUUCUGAAACCUAAGUGUUUUAUAACUGAAUGGGUGGAAUGCACAUGGACCCGUCUUCACAACCCUUGACUGAACCAACCGACCUUGCAGAGGUGCUGAGAUGUCCAGAGGACUGGCCUUGCUACGAACACCAGCAACAUCCGCAAGACAAACCCCCUGGACUUCCAGGCAAGGACUGGAGGUCACCUAGCAGAACUCCAGAUCUGAGAAGGCGGAAGCGCAGAUGUUUCUUGAGCUCGUGUUGGACGUGGUCUGUGGAAGAGACUACAAUCCUUUGACACAUUAAAUGGCAUCUCUCUGAGCCCAUGUUCUGCUGCACUGUGCUAACUCAUCAAAGGGCCAGACACCAGGGCUGAGCAACCUCAGUUCUCACCAGGGAAAAUCACGUUCCCAGGAAGCAGAGUUUGUGCGAUUUAGUCCCCGUCACAUUGGUCUCCUACCAACUCGUCGCUAUCUUUUUUUAAAUCAUAUGAUCAACUUUUCUCUUCUUUCCUUGUUUCUUUUUUAUUCCCCCUAGAAGUACUUGCUGAGUUUUGCUUGAUUGUUUUUCAUUUCAUGUAUCAAAGAUGAAAAAUGUUGGAAAGAAAAAUCGGAACUUUUAUCUGGUGCCCCAUUUUAGAUGUAAAAAUAGUUAUAUUCAAUAGAUAGUAAAUGAUUUCUCCUAAGAGAUAUUUUCUUUUGUUUCUGUGCAACGAUAUGUAUGAACUCGGGUACUAAGAGAUUGUAUUGUGACAUUAUCAAUCUUUAUUGCUAUUUAAAAAAAUGAUAGUUUGUAGAACGGAGGAUUUCCAUUGAUGUGA
Molecule: messenger RNA, 7413 nt
Organism: Artibeus jamaicensis (Jamaican fruit-eating bat)
Lineage: Eukaryota; Metazoa; Chordata; Mammalia; Chiroptera; Phyllostomidae
Gene: HS6ST3
Product: heparan sulfate 6-O-sulfotransferase 3
Exons: 3
Coding region: 486-1961 (491 amino acids)
Cellular component (GO): membrane
Molecular function (GO): heparan sulfate 6-sulfotransferase activity
Source: RefSeq, a predicted model, not a curated record